Messenger RNA from Marmota flaviventris (yellow-bellied marmot), 1674 nucleotides. Its product is annotated as phospholipid scramblase 1. Gene Ontology annotation, molecular function: phospholipid scramblase activity. NCBI's taxonomy places the organism in Eukaryota, Metazoa, Chordata, Mammalia, Rodentia, Sciuridae. The record is from RefSeq and is a predicted model, not a curated record. Gene Ontology annotation, cellular component: plasma membrane. Gene Ontology annotation, biological process: plasma membrane phospholipid scrambling.
GCGCCAGUUCAUCUCUGCCUUAACCCCGGGACAAGUCUUGGGGCCUCUCUUAGAGCUGGAAAGCAGCGGGGCAGCCGUUCCGCUGGCUUCAGGCAGCGGCUCCGCCUCCAGCUUGGCCGACUCCGGACCGCGCUGGGGGGACCCCGCACAUCUGCGCAGGGCAAGGGAGGAAAAUUCUUGAAUACGCAGGAUCCAGGAAACGAAACCCAGAGCCCUUGGUGUCCGCGCCAAAGUUUCCUCACUAGCUUUCACUCUAAGGCGUUUCCUCGCUAGCUUCAGGGGAGGUUGUGUAACACCUGUGCCAUCAGCAAAAGAGUCGAGAGGAACGCAGCCUCCACCUGGCGCCCGGAUUCCCAACAGCCUGAGCCACAGAACUAUUUAAAUCAUGGAGAAACACAACAUGCCAAUUGAUGCUCCCCAACCAGGAACGAGUUUUGAUGCUGGAUAUUCCCCUCCAUAUCCACCAACAGCAUUCCAAGGACCUCCAGGACACAGUGGCUACCCAGGAAUGCAGCCUGGCUACCCAGGACCACCCCAGGGUGCCUAUCUAGGUCCCCAGGCUGGCUACCCAAUCCCACCACCCAACUAUACAGGUGCUGGCCCAGUCGGCUUCCCUGUCCAAAACCAACCAGGUGGGCCUGUAGGGACACCAUGGAUGCCUGCACCGCCCCCUCCACUAGACUGCCCACCUGGAUUGGAAUAUUUAACUCAGAUAGAUCAGAUUCUGGUUCAUCAGCAAGUUGAGCUUCUGGAAGUCUUAACAGGCUUUGAAACUAAUAACAAGUAUGAAAUCAAGAACAGUCUUGGACAGAGGGUGUACUUCGCAGUGGAAGAAAAUGACUGCUGUACCCGAAAUUGCUUUGGACCCGCUAGACCUUUCACCUUGAAGGUUCUUGACAAUUUGGGCCUAGAAGUCAUAACCCUGCAUAGACCACUGGCAUGUAGCAGCUGCUGUUGCCCCUGCUGCCUUCAGGAGAUAGAAGUACAAGCUCCUCCUGGGAUACCCAUAGGUUACGUUAUUCAGAACUGGCACCCGUGUCUGCCCAAGUUUACAAUUCAGAACGAGAAGAGAGAGGAUGUACUGAAAAUUACCGGUCCCUGUGUUGUGUGCAGUUGUUGUUCAGAUGUUGAUUUUGAGAUUAAAUCUCUUGAUGAAGAAUCUCUGGUUGGCAAGAUUUCCAAGCACUGGACUGGGUUUUUGAGAGAGGCAUUUACUGACGCUGAUAAUUUUGGGAUUCAGUUCCCUCUAGACCUUGAUGUGAAAAUGAAGGCUGUGAUGCUUGGAGCCUGCUUCCUCAUCGACUUCAUGUUUUUUGAAAGAAAUCAGGAAUGAAAAUGAGAAGUGUGGUGUACUAAUGAAAGUAUCCUCAGAAAAUUGGGGGACUGCAUAUUGAUUGAGGCUACUAAAAGGAAAAUUCAGUGUUUUUUUUUUUUUUUCAUUAUUAAAAGUGCUCACAUGUGUAUGAAUAAAACUGUGAUGCCUACAAGUUCAGUUGUAUGGUUUUGCUUCUUAAAGAAAUGGUUUUCUGAAUCAUUGGCUUACAUAUGUAUAUUUUUAUAUAUUUUAAUAUUCACUGUGAAUUUCAGAAAAAGUACAUAGCAUAUUUUAUAUUUUGAAAUGAAGCUUCAUAUUGAAAACUGCUUUGAGUUAUAAUCUCUCAUUUGCUUUUUGUU